UGUUAAUUGCCGUUAAUUUUAUUUAUGCCUUAAUAUUAGUUCAAGCGGCUCUUAUGUUACACCUUGAACGAAAUGAUACCUCUCUACCUCCGGAUGAAAAUGAAGAAAGACGCAGAAUAUUCUACUGUGCUUAUUAUCUUGAUAGGCAAAUCCGUUCAGAAUUAACAAGAUGGUUAAGAGAAUUACCUGUUGACCUUCGAUGUCAAGAUUUAUCAGAUGCUGAUUCAAGUCGUACCCAAUUAUCCAAUUUUUCCCUUUUUGCUGGCCAAGAUGGUCCCGUUCAACUAUGUCUUACUGCUGCUACUACAAUUGCUGAAAUCUCUAGAAAAAUGCAAAAUUAUAAUCAAAAAGCUUUUCUGUUUGAAUCAAUUGCUAAAAAAGCUUUAAAUAAUUCUCUUUAUGAAUUAACUUUUGCUGCAAAACAUUCAAACUUUACUUUCUCUAUGGAUGAUUGUAUGGAUGAUUCUACUGAUGAAUUUACUGAUGAAUAUACUGAUGAAUAUAUAGAUGAUUAUAUGGAUGAGUAA
This is a messenger RNA of Racocetra fulgida, 527 nucleotides long. The record is from the annotation of a GenBank genome assembly. NCBI's taxonomy places the organism in Eukaryota, Fungi, Glomeromycota, Glomeromycetes, Diversisporales, Gigasporaceae.